GUCACUCCCCUGUCUUUCUCUCUCCUCAUAAAUCAUUCUCUAACUUUCUCUUUCACUCACUCACUACCUUUCUCUCUCCUCUUUAGAACUCACUGUCUUUCUCUUUCCUCAAGAUUCAUUCUCUUUUACUCUCUUUACCACCUCUCCUUACCUCCAUAUUCUCUUUCCUCUUGAUUAUGCGUUUUUUUAAAUUUCUGUUUUGUUUUUGCUACAAGAUCUGUAGCAAUUAGAUUCAAAUUGGUAGAAUUUUUGGGUUUUAUAAUUAUAUUUUAAUCUGAUUUUUAUUUGAAUGAUUUUUUCUAGUUUAUUGUUGAAAACCAAGAGGAGGAAGUGAAAUAAGAGGCGAAAAAGAGGAAGAAGUCACUAACGGCAACAGAGAAAUCAAAGGUUAGAUCGUUGGAAACCACGGCUUACAAGGAUAUAUAGCAAUGGGGGAUUCGGAAUCAGCUUUUAUUGUAGCUCACAAGAAGGCUACCCUUACAAAGCUCAGCAAUGGCGUCGAACGUAUCUCCGUUUCUAUCGAUCUCUACAAUCAUGGAUCUUUGAGCUUUGCUGCUGUUGGUGUGGAUCCUUCUAUUAUGGGGUUUGGCCCAGCUUUUGCCAUUCCUGCUGCUGUGAAAUAUGUCGGGCUAAAGCUUAACGAUAUCAAUCUAUUUGAGAUAAAUGAGGCCUUUGCAUCUCAGUAUGUUUACUGUUGUAAAAAGCUGAACCUCGAUCCAGCGAAAGUAAAUGUUAAUGAGGGAGCAAUAGCCCUUGGAUAUCCCUUGGGAGCUACAGGUGCCCGGUGUGUAGCUACUUUACUUAAUGUGAUGAAACGCCGAGGAAGAAAUUGUCGUUUUGGAGUCAUUUCCAUGUGCAUAGGAAAACUAAGGUAAACACCAAAAGCUCACAACCAUGGCAGAAUCCAUUGUUGUAUCAGUUGUCCAGUGGAUUGGCUCUAUAUUGAUUCAAGAGGCCAAUAUAUUAUUCGAUGUUGCAGAUCAAGUAUGGGGCCUUCAGCAAGAGAUUGAACUGAUGCAGCAAUAGCUUUGGCCUAAGAAGAAUCAAUGAAGCAAAAGGUUUGGACAAAGAUCAUCAUUGAAAAGUUAAAUAGCUUUGGACUAAAAAGAAUUAAUGUAGCAGAAGGUUUUUAGUUUUAAUUAUUUAGGCAAUAAUAAAUGUUUUUUUUGCUCAUUGUAUAAAUAUGAAGUACUAUUUUUAUCUCAAUUAAUUAAUAAAAUAAUUGUGCUAUAAUUUUUA
Molecule: messenger RNA, 1239 nt
Organism: Chenopodium quinoa (quinoa)
Lineage: Eukaryota; Viridiplantae; Streptophyta; Magnoliopsida; Caryophyllales; Amaranthaceae
Product: 3-ketoacyl-CoA thiolase 2, peroxisomal-like
Exons: 6
Coding region: 429-875 (148 amino acids)
Biological process (GO): phenylacetate catabolic process; fatty acid beta-oxidation
Cellular component (GO): peroxisome
Molecular function (GO): acetyl-CoA C-acyltransferase activity
Source: RefSeq, a predicted model, not a curated record